UAGUAUCCCUAAACGACACCGCUGCAAACUAGGGUUUUUUGUGUUUCGUUUUUAGCUGAACUUCCUUCCUCUCUUUCGCCUCCCUUCUCUUUCGUAGCUUCUGCUUUCCUGCACGUGCAACCAGGUAAGGACUAACUCUAGAGAGUGUGAAAAUGGUUGAGAAAACGAGGGGAAGAAAGGAAGAAGUGGUGACCAGAGAGUACACCAUCAACCUUCACAAGCGCCUUCAUGGCUGCACAUUCAAGAAGAAAGCACCCAAGGCUAUAAAGGAGAUCAGGAAAUUUGCAGAAAAGGCCAUGGGGACCAAGGAUGUGAGAGUUGAUGUCAAGCUGAACAAGCACAUCUGGAGCAGAGGGAUCCGAAGUGUUCCAAGAAGAAUCAGGGUCCGAAUCGCUCGCAAGAGAAAUGACGAUGAAGAUGCAAAAGAGGAGCUCUACUCUCUAGUAACUGUUGCUGAAAUCCCUGCUGAAGGAUCGAAGGGUCUAGGCACCAAAGUCAUCGAUGAUGAUGAUGAGUAAUUUAUCAAAAUCUCUUGUUUACUAAACUUGCAUUUUGUGCAAUAAGUGUUUGAGCUAGACUUACGAUUGUGAGUUUGUGAUAUUAAUUUUCGUUGGAUUUUUUUUUGUUUA
Hibiscus syriacus is the source of this 629-nucleotide messenger RNA. RefSeq names its product 60S ribosomal protein L31-like. Gene Ontology annotation, molecular function: structural constituent of ribosome. The record is from RefSeq and is a predicted model, not a curated record. The transcript has 3 exons. The coding region runs from base 153 to 518 and encodes 121 amino acids. Lineage: Eukaryota; Viridiplantae; Streptophyta; Magnoliopsida; Malvales; Malvaceae. Gene Ontology annotation, biological process: cytoplasmic translation. Gene Ontology annotation, cellular component: ribosome; cytosolic large ribosomal subunit.